Exophiala aquamarina CBS 119918 is the source of this 1623-nucleotide messenger RNA. RefSeq lists its product as uncharacterized. The transcript is spliced from 5 exons. Gene Ontology annotation, cellular component: membrane. Gene Ontology annotation, biological process: transmembrane transport; carbohydrate transport. Lineage: Eukaryota; Fungi; Ascomycota; Eurotiomycetes; Chaetothyriales; Herpotrichiellaceae. Bases 1 to 1623 code for a protein of 540 amino acids. Gene Ontology annotation, molecular function: carbohydrate:proton symporter activity. The record is from RefSeq and is a predicted model, not a curated record.
AUGGCGCGGGAUAUGGGAUAUCGUAUCUUCAGUAAGAUCGUCCAUAACGAUGCCAUGAAACAAGAUCCCCCGGAGAUUUACGGAUGGAGAGCAUUCUUUCUUGCACUUUCGUCCGGUUUCGGUGCGAUGUUGUUUGGAAUGGACAGUUCCAUUAUUUCUGGUGUUGUAGUUCUACCUGCUUUCAAAUCACGCUUUGGCCUUGAUGGUGCCGCAAACGCAGCCGCACUUGCAAAUUUGCAGGCCAACAUUGUCUCAACCCUUCAGGCAGGAUGCUUUGCCGGAGCAAUCAUUGCGGGGUUUAUGGCAGACAAGAUCGGUCGGAAGUGGUCACUCCUGGUGUCCGGAGCCGUCGUGAUGGUCGGGGUUUUGCUUCAAUUCAAUGCUUGGGGUCAUCUUGCGGCACUCUAUGUUGGCCGCUUCGUGGCAGGCCUGGGAGUCGGCUCCUGUUCAGUCGUCACUCCUCUUUACACCUCUGAGAAUGUUCCCCGCGCUAUCAGAGGUCUUCUGACUGGCACCUACCAAUUCUUCAUUGUACUUGGUGGAAUGCUAGCAUACUGGAUCAACUAUGGAGCCAGCCUUCACCUUCCUGGAGACAGCUCCUGGGUCGUACCUCUUGCUGUCCAAGGGAUUCCAGCUGUCUUGCUACUGAUCUGCAUGUCAUUCUGCAACGAAUCACCCCGUUGGCUUGCGAAACAAGAUCGAUGGGAAGAAGCCAAGGCCGUUCUAUCCAAAGUUCGAAUGCUACCUGCUAGCCACGAGUAUGUGGAGGCUGAAUUUGGUGAAAUGGUGACUCAGUUGGAGAACGAAAGAGCUCUCAUGCAAGGUGCUGGUUUUAUGGAUCUGAUGAGGGAGAUGUGGCUCAUUCCCGGCAAUAGACGUCGCGCUAUUACCGUUGUCGUCUUGAUGAUCUGUCAGCAAAUGACAGGUACCAAUGCGAUCAACAAUUACGCACCUCUUAUCUUCGCUAAUCUUGGUAUUAGUGGCCACAAUACUGGUCUUUUCGCUACGGGUAUAUAUGGAAUUGUGAAGUGCAUCAGCUGCGCUAUCUUCCUUUUAUUCCUUGCAGACACACUAGGACGACGUCGAUCUCUUCUUUGGACUGCAAUCGGGCAGGGUUGCUGCAUGCUGUUUAUUGGACUUUACAUCCGCAUCUCCCCUCCUGUGAAAGGCGACCCAGUUCCUCCUGUUGGAUACGUGGCAUUGGUUUGCAUUUUUCUCUUUGCCGCAUUCUUCCAAUUCGGAUGGGGCCCGGUCUGCUGGAUUUACUCAUCGGAGAUUCCGACACUUCGACUUCGCGCAUUGACUGUCGCCUUGGCCGCGGCUACGCAGUGGCUUUUCAACUUUGUCGUUGCUCGAUCCGUUCCAGUCAUGUUGGUCACUGUUGGGGCAAACGGUUAUGGCACCUACAUGAUUUUCUGCUCGUUUGCUUUCACGAUGUUCAUCUUUGUAUGGUUCUUCAUCCCGGAAACUAAAGGACUUUCCCUUGAAGCCAUGGACGCACUCUUUGGCGUUGUCCCACAUGAUGAGCUAGCCCUAGAGCGUGGACAACUCGGUGCGGUGAAGAACUUUCGCAAAAGCGUCGAAAAAGAUGUGGAGGUCGAGGAAGUAGAGAAGCAUACUUAA